Molecule: messenger RNA, 867 nt
Organism: Vigna angularis (adzuki bean)
Lineage: Eukaryota; Viridiplantae; Streptophyta; Magnoliopsida; Fabales; Fabaceae
Product: protein sym-1
Exons: 3
Coding region: 46-696 (216 amino acids)
Cellular component (GO): membrane; cytoplasm
Source: RefSeq, a predicted model, not a curated record
GUUUUGGUGCCUGCUACGACCUGGUAUCCCUCCUCGGAAAAAAAGAUGAUGUUGAAGGUGUGGAAGUGGUACCAGAAUUGCCUUUCUGUUCAUCCCGUGAAGACCCAAGCCGUGAGUUCUGCCAUCCUCUGGGGUGUUGGAGACCUCAGUGCUCAGUACAUUACCCAUGCAGCUACAAAAAAGCGACUCCAACUUUCUGAUUGCGAUGCUAAGUUUACUGUCAACUGGAACCGCUUGGCUGUUACAAGUAUGUUUGGAUUUGGCUUUGUUGGACCAGUUGGACAUUUCUGGUAUGAAGGCUUGGACAAGUUCAUAAGGUAUAAGCUUCAACUAACGCCGAAGUCUGUGAGAUCUGUGGCCACCAAAGUGGCAAUGGAUGGCAUAAUUUUUGGUCCCGUCCAUUUGUUUGUCUUCUUUACUUACAUGGGAUUAUGUGCGGGAAAGAAUCUUCCUCAAGUGAAGGAAGACUUGAAGAGGAAUUAUGUCCCAGCCCUGAUUUUAGAAGGUGGCGUGUGGCCAGUUGUGCAGGUUUUUAAUUUUUGGUAUGUUCCUGUGAAGUACCAGCUUCUCUACGUAAACUUCUUCUGCUUGCUGGAUAGUGCUUUUUUGUCAUGGUUGGAGCAACAGAAGGAUGCACCUUGGAAAAAACGGUUUCUAUUGUUUCAUUCUACGAAUGAAAAGGGAGGUCAAUGCUGAUGAGGACAUUGAUAGAACAGGAAAAAUUGAUUGAUCAGAAAUUUUGAAUAUUUUUGCCCUUUUGAUAUUUUGUAAGUUGUAAUAGAUAAAUUUGGAGAUAGAUAGUUUACUUUGCUUAUUGUUGACUAGACCUCUAAAUUUGCCUCACCUUAACGACGCCAAAAUUUUGAU